This is a messenger RNA of Styela clava, 1749 nucleotides long. RefSeq names its product dehydrogenase/reductase SDR family member 6-like. Gene Ontology annotation, molecular function: 3-hydroxybutyrate dehydrogenase activity. Gene Ontology annotation, cellular component: cytoplasm. Gene Ontology annotation, biological process: siderophore biosynthetic process. The record is from RefSeq and is a predicted model, not a curated record. Lineage: Eukaryota; Metazoa; Chordata; Ascidiacea; Stolidobranchia; Styelidae.
AUUAUAUUUGUUUGCGUUUGCACACGUGACAUAGCCUGCUGCGGCAUUCAGCGUUCAUUCCACAUCGAACGCGCUUGUCGGUCAGUCGAGCAGUGAAGUGCAUUCGUUCGUAUUUUUAAAUUUCGAGAAAUAUCAUAAAAUACAAAAAGAUAUGAGGCUUCAAAACAAAAAAAUAUUGGUCACAGCGGCUGCCCAAGGAAUAGGACGGGCAUCAGCUUUGGCUUUUGCCGAGGAAGGCGCAGAGGUAAUUGCAACUGACAUCAAUUUUGACAAAUUAAAAGAGUUAUCGGGCACAAAAGGUAUAACAGUCAAAAAGUUAGACGUUACCAAGGUAUCGGAAAUAGAAGAGCUUUCACGAGAAAUUGGUCGUGUGGACGUUUUGUUCAAUGUAGCAGGUUGGGUGGCUCAUGGUUCUGUUCUGGAUUGCAAUGAAGAAAUAUGGGAUCGUUCGAUGGAAAUUAAUGUUAAGAGCAUGUUCUUAACCAUUAGAUGCUUUCUUCCUUCUAUGAUUAGUCAUGGAAAGAACAUCAUAAACAUGUCUUCAGUUGCAUCUAGCAGAAAAGGAACCCUUUUGCGUUGUGCAUAUCAAACAUCCAAAGCUGCAGUUGUUGUGACUAAAUCAAUUUCUGCAGAUUUUUGUUCAAAAGGUAUUCGAUGCAAUUGUAUUCAACCAGGCACAAUAGAGCCUUCACUGAGAGAUAGAAUUGCAUCAAAUAGUGAAAUGGAUCCUGAGGAAUCGAUGAAAAUGUUCCAAGCAAGAUCUCCUAUUGGUAGAUUUGGUAAAGCUGAAGAAGUUGCUAAACUCGCUGUCUUUCUGGCAUCGAUGAAUCAGAUUUUAUUCAUGGUACAGAAAAUGGUAAUUGACGGAGCUUGGUCUGCAUAGAAUAUUAUAGUCUAUUUUCUAUCAGCUCAUAAUAAAAAAUGGUGGACAAGAAUAUUUUAUGUUACACAGUGUUUUAUUAUAACAUUACGUGAUAAAUGUCAAUGAUUCUCCAAAUUUUAAUCCUGUAAGACGCUUAAAAUAUGCAGCUUCCAAGAUCAUCUGAGGUCUCUCAACAAAAAUGGAAAUAUUACUGUAAUUUUUGUUAUUUGAUGUUGUUCCUCCAAUUAUUUAAUAGGCUCUAUAUCAAAGUUUCAUACACAGCAUUCGAUUGGAAACACUACAUAUAUAUAGAUUGCAAUAAUAUUGGUCAUUUUCAUAAUAUCGCAUCGACUAUACCUUUGAGUUGUCAAGUGAUUUUGAAUUAUAUUCGAAUUCGUCUGUAAAGAGAUGAAAUUUUGUGUUCAAGUAGCAAAUUUUGAAAUGACUUUAUCAUUAUAUACUCAACUUAAUUCAUCAAAUAUAUCAUCAAUAGUAAAAAUCAGUAAAAAAAGUUAAACUAAUGUGCUAGGAAAGACUCUCAUCGAAAAACAGAACACAUAUUUUAAUUCUAGUACAAGUUAACUACAGAGCAGAUAUUUAUUCUAUGUUCCUAUUAUCAUUAUGGGAAAAUCAUGGGUGCUCUUAUUGCUCUAUAUUUUAUAAUCUUUAAUUUACAGUUUAUUUUGAAAGAUCCAUGCCUCAGAUUCAAUUCGAGAUCAUUUUUAAAUUGUAUUAUCGAUAAUGUUGAGAUGAAUUGAUUUUACUACUACUUCAAAUUAAUACUGUAUUUGAAUAAAACCGUGUGAAUGUUUAGUGGUUUCAUAUACCUUUCAUCAAUGUGCAAUUUUCAAUAAUGUUUCAAAAUCAAAUAUUUUGCCAAUUUAGAA